AUGAGGUUUCAAUUGCUCAUACAUGCGGCUGUAGUCAGUCUAGCAGUGGCUCUGGUACCCGAAGACCGGAGAUCACUUCGUCGAGACGUCAUUUCAGAUCGUGACGCUGCUUCAGAAAUCGCCAGGCCGGUUGUUGUCGCAAACGCCGCCAACAUGAAUGAGAAGACGGGUCUUCAUGAGGAGUCCCACGCCAAGAGGGACACAUCUGGCUUGCUUAAUUUAGCUCCUAACAAUGCCGCCUUCAGUCAGUCGUUCAAUUAUGCGACAAAGAAUGCUAACAAGAAGAAUUGGAUCGGCAUCUACCCAUCCAGCGUCACUGGACCUGACAACGAGACUUACACCGAAGACUCUUUGUCAUGGGAUUAUGCCCCUGACGAUAAGGGAACAGUACAGUUGUCAACUGCCAAUUUGCCUCCUGGCCAGUACAAGGCUUACUUCCUCGCCAAUGAGGGCUAUAAAUGGCUAGCCAAGCCUGUCGAGUUCAAAGUUGAGAAUCCAUGGGGCUCUAUUUCAGUCAACGUUGAUGCUCCAGCAUUGACCUUCAAUUAUUCGACUCCCCAUCCUGACCCGAAAAACUGGAUUGGAAUCUAUCAGUCCUACGGCGGCGGGCCAGAAUCACAAAAGUUCAACAGUGGCUCUUUGACCUAUGAAUAUGCACCAGAAGCAAAUGGCACUGUGAAGGUGAACGCCACAAAUUUACAGCCUGGUCUGACUUAUCGAGCCUUCUUUCUCGCCAAAGGCGGAUACAAGUGGCUGGCCAGCCCGAUUGAUAUGGUCAACCCGGGCGACGGGCCCCUGAAGUUCAUCACUGACCAGCUAACCACUCACAAUGCUCGGGAAGGCGAGCCCUUCCAGGCCACUCUUGGUGGGAUGCUGGAGAACCCCCGUGAUACGCGCAGCAGAUUCGCCAAGGGCAAGUCCAAUGCUACUGAUACAAGCACCAAUGGCUGGGUCAAUAUUUCCACUGAAGGAAUUAUCAGUGGUACACCGCCCAAAGCAUCUGGAAACUCUACUACCAAAUUCGUUGUCGAGGCUUUGGGUUCUGAUGGAUCCACCGCUGAAAUCACGGUGGCCAUCCCAAUCGUCCCACAAGGCGAAGCCAUGGUCAGCACGCUAACUGUGUUGUCUUUCAACCUGUGGUUCGGAGGUACCCCGGUGAAGAACUACCAUGCAAAGCAGGUACGGUUCAUUACAGAGAGUGGAGCGGAUAUUGUAGGUCUCCAGGAGAGCACUGGAGGUCAUGCAAUCCGCCUUGCGAAGGCUAUGGGCUGGGACUACUGGCAGGGCAAUGAUGUUGGCAUUAUCUCCCGCUAUCCCAUGGUGAAGCAGUAUGCUCCAGUCGAAGCUGCUGGUUCUGUGCGUAUCGCCUUGGAUAGGGGACACGAAAUUAACUUCUGGAACUGCCAUCUUGGGUACACGCCUUAUGGCCCGUACGAUUUCUGCUUCGACCACAUGUCCCCUGAGGAGGUUCUAAAGAACGAAGAAAAGUCUCGCCGCACACCUCAGAUUGUCAACAUCAUGAAACAUAUGCAGGAUCACCUUUCCAGCUACAGCAACAUCCCCGUUAUCUUCACUGGUGAUUUCAAUGCGCCAUCGCAUCUGGAUUGGACCAACGCUACCAAAAAGCUUCAUUGCGGAACAGGAUACUUCCCCUGGCCUACGUCGAAGCACCCCGUCGAUGCUGGCCUGGUCGACUCCUUUAGAGAAGCCAAUAGUGACCCCUUGACCGAACCCGGCAUCACGUGGUCACCAAUUUUCCUUAACAACGAAGGCCGAGUUGAACCAAAAGAUCGCAUUGACUUUAUCUAUCACAAGGGGUUGAAGACCAUUUCGUCCGAAGCUGUGGUGGUGGGCAAGCCUAGACCGCAACCAGACCACGAGAACAACGAAUGGCCAUCCGAUCAUGCCGCCGUGAAGACUGUCUUCAAAGUAGGAAAGAACAGCUUUGUUGAGCCGGGCAAUUCCCGUGUGCUCUGGGGUGUAAUUAGUGCCAUCAUUGCUGCUACAGCAGCAUGUGCAUCCUGGAUUGUGUGCGCGUGUGUUCGCAAGCGCAAGUCAAACAAAGAUGCAGAGGAGAAGGCAAGAAAGCCCAGUGAUUCGGGUGAUACAUCUGGAGAGACAUCCGGUUAG
Pochonia chlamydosporia 170 is the source of this 2130-nucleotide messenger RNA. RefSeq names its product exonuclease III. The record is from RefSeq and is a predicted model, not a curated record. The transcript has a single exon. Gene Ontology annotation, molecular function: catalytic activity. Bases 1 to 2130 code for a protein of 709 amino acids. NCBI's taxonomy places the organism in Eukaryota, Fungi, Ascomycota, Sordariomycetes, Hypocreales, Clavicipitaceae.